Messenger RNA from Aaosphaeria arxii CBS 175.79, 3168 nucleotides. Its product is annotated as coatomer subunit beta. Gene Ontology annotation, cellular component: cytoplasm; COPI vesicle coat. Gene Ontology annotation, molecular function: structural molecule activity. Gene Ontology annotation, biological process: intra-Golgi vesicle-mediated transport; intracellular protein transport; endoplasmic reticulum to Golgi vesicle-mediated transport. NCBI's taxonomy places the organism in Eukaryota, Fungi, Ascomycota, Dothideomycetes, Pleosporales. Bases 308 to 3166 code for a protein of 952 amino acids. The record is from RefSeq and is a predicted model, not a curated record. The transcript has 6 exons.
CGGUGAUGUUGGUCAACUUCCCCCUCCCCCAUCCGCGUUCUAUAGCUCACGAAGCGGCACCAACUCCCCGUGUGCGCUCAUUUAUACUUUGAUAUUCUCCUGUUGCCGCCUUAGUUAUUCCGAUCCUCAAUCUCCAUACGAAUCUCCCCCGCGAAUCUCCUUUUUAUACACGUAGCACUCCGGCUACUCUGGACAUCGAGGGCAUUGACGGCUGACGGCCGAUUGCUCGAAGGCCAAAGGCAUCGAAGCCAAGGGGGAAUAUACAAUUACUUCAGGGAAUAGUGCGAGAAUUGAAUAGACGGACACAAUGGCGACUUUCUUGGAGAAUGCAUACAGUCUCGUCCACCAGGACAACUCUGCCGACGUCCCCUCUCAGAAUGAGCUCAAGCAGUCUCUCGAGAAAGGCUCGGACGAGCAGAAGAUCGAAACUAUGAAGAAGAUCCUCUCCAUAAUGCUCAACGGCGACCCUCAAUCGGGCCUGUUGAUGCAUAUAAUAAGAUUCGUCAUGCCUAGCAAGUCGAAGCCUCUCAAGAAGCUCAUGUACUUUUUCUUUGAAGUCUGCCCCAAGUAUGACGCUCAAGGUAAGCUUCGUCAGGAAUGGAUAUUGGUCUGCAAUGCAAUUCGUUUCGACUUGCAGGCACCAAACGAGUACGUGAGGGGAAAUACUCUACGCUUCUUGUGCAAACUGCGGGAUGCCGAGUUGGUGGAGCCGCUCCUACAGCCCGCACGUCAAUGUCUUACCCAUAGGCACGCCUACGUUCGAAAGAAUGCUACCUUCGCAAUUGCCUCCAUUUUCACCCAUCUUCCCGAGCUUCUCCCCGACGCUCCGGAUCUCCUAGUCACUUUCCUCGAUGACGAGAACGAUCCUACUUGCAAGCGCAACGCUUUCGCCGCAUUGGCCUCGAUCAGCCACGAUAAAGCCUUGGAAUACCUGAGCACCGUGUUCGACUCCAUACCAAACCAUGACGAGCUUGUUUUGCUCGCUGAGCUUGAGUUCAUCCGGAGGGACGCCGUCAUCAACUCCCAGAACAAGGCACGAUAUCUCCGACUUAUUUUCGAUCUCCUCGAAUCUAGCGUUUCCACUGUGAUCUAUGAGGCUGCACACGCUUUGACUACCCUGACGAACAAUCCUGUUGCUGUGAAGGCCGCGGCAAGCAAGUUCAUCGAGCUUGCCAUCAAGGAGCCGGACAACAAUGUCAAAUUGAUUGUGUUGGAACGUGUCGAUCAGCUACGAGAGAAGAACGAGGGAAUACUGGAUGACUUGACCAUGGAAACCCUCCGUGUACUUUCAAGCACUGAUCUAGAUGUACGAAAGAAGGCCCUCAACAUCGCUCUUGAAAUGGUCACGAGCAGGAAUGUCGAGGAGGUUGUCUUGCUUCUUAAGAAGGAGCUCAUGAAGACUGUUGACGAACAAUACGAGAAGAACAGCGAGUACCGAUCGCUACUCAUCUCUGCUAUCCACCAGUCGGCCAUCAAAUUCCCAGAGGUUGCAGCAAGUGUAGUCGGGUCGCUAAUGGACUUUAUUUCCGAUGUCAGCAGCAACGCUUCGGCUGUCGACGUUAUUUCGUUCGUGAAGGAAGUCGUCGAGCGCUUCCCAGAUUUGCGACCCUCCAUCAUCGAGCGCUUGGUUACUACUCUCGGUGAAGUCCGUGCUGGCAAGGUCUACCGUGGUGUGCUCUGGAUCAUUGGAGAAUUCUCUUUGGAGGCCAAGGACAUCCGUGACGCUUGGAAGGGCAUCCGUUCGUCCCUUGGUGAAAUCCCUAUCCUUGCGUCAGAGCAACGUCUCCUGGACGACGCUUCUGAGGGCAAAGAGACCGAACAAGUCAACGGACAUGCCAAACCUGCAGCGCCUUCAGGAUCCCGCAAAGUCCUCGCCGACGGUACAUACGCCACAGAAAGUGCACUUACUUCAUCAGCAGCAGCGAAGGCCAAGUUGGAAGCAGUCAAGAACUCGCAGAAGCCCCCUCUCCGACAACUCAUCCUGGAUGGCGACUAUUAUCUCGGAACUGUCUUGUCAAGUACUCUCACCAAGCUUGUCAUGCGACAUUCAGAGAUAUCUAAGGAUGGUGCCCGUACAAACGCCCUUCGUGCCGAGGCCAUGCUCAUCAUGAUCUCCAUCAUCCGUGUUGGUCAGUCGCAAUUCGUUAAGACUCUCAUUGAUGAAGACUCUGUCGACCGAAUUAUGUCUUGUGUCAGGUCAUUGUCAGAAUUCUCGCAAAGAAAGGAGCUUGAGACCGUCUUCUUGGAGGAUACCAGGAAAUCAUUCCGAACCAUGGUGCAAGCAGAAGAAAAGAAACGCGCGGCAAAGGAAGCUUCUGAGAAGGCCAAGUCCGCUGUUAAUGUUGACGACUCUUUCAACAUCCGACAGUUGAAGAAGCGUGACGUAGAUGGAAACGAUGAGAUUGAGCAGGAUUUGGAGAGGGCCACCGGUGGUGACACGGCAACUGAGGAUCUGACAUCGAAGCUCAGCCGCGUUGUACAGCUUACUGGCUUCUCAGAUCCUGUCUACGCCGAAGCCUACGUCAAGGUACACCAAUUCGACAUUGUUUUGGACGUCUUGCUGGUCAACCAAACAACCGAGACCCUUCAAAAUCUGACAGUCGAAUUUGCCACACUUGGUGACUUGAAGGUUGUUGAACGCCCACCCACGCAGAAUGUGGGUCCUCACGACUUCAUCAACAUUCAAGCAACUAUCAAGGUUUCUUCCACUGACACCGGUGUCAUCUUCGGUAAUGUCAUCUACGAAGGCGAGAAGGGUGUUGACUCAAAUGUUGUUAUCCUCAACGAUGUACAUGUUGAUAUCAUGGACUACAUCAAGCCUGCGCAUUGCACCGAGACGCAGUUCCGAACCAUGUGGACCGAGUUUGAAUGGGAGAAUAAGGUCAACAUCAACUCGAAGGCCAAAUCGCUGCGCGACUUCCUGAAACAAUUGAUGGCGUCGACCAACAUGAGCUGUCUCACACCGGAAGCAUCAAUGAAGGGAGACUGCCAGUUCUUGUCCGCAAAUCUUUAUGCACGCAGUGUAUUCGGCGAGGAUGCACUUGCCAAUCUCAGUAUAGAAAAGGAGGGAGAGAAUGGCCCGAUAACGGGUUUCGUGCGCAUUCGAAGCCGAUCGCAAGGGUUGGCUCUAAGCUUGGGAUCUUUGAAGGGGUUGAACAAGGUAUAAUG